AAGAACCCCCUUGGCCGAUGGGGAGAGGAAGUGCGGCCAGAAGAAACUUCGCUCAGAGUUGUUCGCUCCUGUUUGCCGUUCUAGACCAAGUAACCAUGGAGACCACUGUGGCGAGACCCCUGCUCGCGGUGACCAUGGUCUUGCUCCUCGCCAUGCCCACCGCGAGUGGCGGCACCAUCACCAUGUCGUUCGCCUCGGAGGAGGUCGCGUCGGAGGAGGCCCUCCUCUCUCUGUACGAGCGGUGGGCGCAGCACUUCGGGAAGGCUCUCCCAAGUGGAGGAGCACGCGGCAGCACCCGCUUCGCCGUCUUCGCGCAGAGUGUCCGGCUCGCGCACCAGCGCGGCCCGGGCAAACUGAAGCUCAACGAGUUCGCUGACACCGCCCUGAGCAACGACUACAGCAUCCGCUGCUACAUUCCGCUGGCGCGAACCCACCGGCGAACACACUGUGGAAGCUGCUGGGCUUUUGCAACCGCAUCGGCCAUUGAGAGCCUUUACAAGAUCGAACACGGGGACCUGAUCCCGCUGUCGCCCCAGCAGCUCGUCGACUGCGACGGCAGCAAUGGGCACUGUGGAGGCGGCACCCCAGCCAAGGCAUUCCAAACCAUUAAGCUUGGUGGCAUCUCGCGAUGGGCAGACUAUCCGUACAAAGGCGUUAAGGGCUGGUGCUACCCGGCCCGCAAGGGCGUGGGCAUCAGGGGCUGGGAGCGUGUGGAGCCGCGGAACGAGUGGGCGCUCAUGUGGGCAGUGUUCAAACAUCCCGUCACCGUAGGGGUCGACGCCAACAGCACGGCCUUCAUACAUUACCGCGGCAGCCUCUUCGACGGGCCCUGCAACACCACUCUCGGGCAUGCCAUGACCGUCGUCGGCUACGGCACUACCGGGCACAAUGACCAUUACGGUGAGCCAGCGGGAGUCGACUUUUGGCUCCUCAAAAAUUCCUGGUCGACGGCGUGGGGCGAAGCCGGCUAUAUGCGGCUCCGGCGCGGCGCCGAGGCCAAGGGUGGGGUCUGCGGGGUAAUGCUCGAGGCGACUUAUCCGGUCCGUUCCUAUAGGCUAUUUUAAUUAGAGGAACAAUGUGCCUAUAUAUGAGCUUUAACCAGUAGUUAGUGAUGAAAUGGAAUAAAUUAAAGCAAGCCAGUGGUUGGCUGUAAACAGGGACAGAAUAUAAGUUGGUAGUAAGAGAUUCGAGCCGCCGACUGACCGGAUCCCAUGAGAUCAUGCGCUGCUCUAUCCUUGUUUUUUUUUUGCCUUCAUUGUUCUCUUCUCCA
Triticum urartu is the source of this 1270-nucleotide messenger RNA. Its product is annotated as ervatamin-B-like. Gene Ontology annotation, biological process: proteolysis. NCBI's taxonomy places the organism in Eukaryota, Viridiplantae, Streptophyta, Magnoliopsida, Poales, Poaceae. The record is from RefSeq and is a predicted model, not a curated record. Gene Ontology annotation, molecular function: cysteine-type peptidase activity.